This is a messenger RNA of Diorhabda carinulata, 5591 nucleotides long. RefSeq lists its product as uncharacterized. The record is from RefSeq and is a predicted model, not a curated record. Lineage: Eukaryota; Metazoa; Arthropoda; Insecta; Coleoptera; Chrysomelidae. Bases 535 to 5532 code for a protein of 1665 amino acids. The transcript is spliced from 2 exons.
AUUUAUACGAAGUUUGUAUUUGGGUUAACGUGAUAAAUAUUUUCGACUAAUUGAUUUUGAUAUUGAAUUAACGGAAUAAUUGGAAACUGCAAUGCAGAUUUGAUUAGAUAUUUCUAACCGAAUCGAGUAUACUAAAACGGUAACAUAUUUUUCAUUUAAAUUGAGCGAAAAUCGAUUUCCAAAUACGUGCCGUAGACAUUUUAGGAGAGAUUUAAAAAAGUUCAUUUAAUAUAUUAGUUAAUGAGAAAAUUGACAAAAUUUUUGUAGAAAGUAGAUUUUGAACAAAAACAAUUUAUCAAACUAAAAUAUACUGGCAAACAGGAUUAUCAACAAAGUGAUUUUGAUGCUAUUAUAAUGAAGUAUAUUCAGAAAGAGUCCGAUUCAAGUUAUAAUAACGAAAAUGUCGUUAAAAUAAACCCGUUAGAAGAAGAAGAAGAAGAAGAAAAAAAUGGCAGCCAUUUCGAAAUAUUUAUCGGCGAUUUAUUUUUAUUUGCACAUUCAAACGUUGUUAUACGUUAAAAAAAUAUUUUAAAAAUGGAUAAUUUAAUAAUACUACUUUGUAGUUUAUUUGCUACCGGUACUACUAUAAGAGUACCAACUUGGAAUACAGUUUAUUAUAAAGAUAAUAGAUCAAACCAACCACGAUCUUUUCACGAAUUAGAUAUCCUGUUGACACCGACUAAUAACAGAUGGUCUCCAAUUACAUCAACACCAAUAAUUAAUACUUCGAAUUAUAAAAAACCGCCACCGAAACAAAUUUACCGUAAAAAGAAUAUUUACGAUAAACCAAUUCAUUAUACUAGUACAAAAAUAGAUAAUUUUGCGCAAGCGCAACCACAGAUUAAUAAUUACUUCAAUCCUUUCGAUAACGUCGCACCAAUAAAACAAAAUUUCCAACCGCAGGUUUAUACAUUCGAUAAUAAUCGAUUUUUCCAAUUUCCCACAACUACUACUAAACCUCAAUUCGAUCAAAUCCCUCGGAAACCACCAAACGCAUAUAAUUUUAAUGAUUUUAAACCAUUGGAAGAAUUAAAACAAGUUGAUGAUGUCAACAUUAACAAUAAACCGCAAUACGUCAGUCAUCUUGACAAAAAUUAUCGAGACGAUAAAACCCACGAACCGAAUCGAUACGAUACUCAUUAUAAAAACGAAGACGUUACCGAAAUCGAAAGAGAAGAAGACGAAAAAGCCCCUACGAGCUCCCACGAAAUUCCAGCCGAUAUUCCUACCAAACCUAUUUACCCGGGACAAGGUUUAUGGGCUAAACCGGGUAUUAAACAUAAACCUUUCGUUAGUAAACAAAAAUACGAUGAAUUAGAAGAAGAUAAAGUAAAACCCGACGGUUUCGAUACGUUCGAAAACGGACAAAAGAUAUUCGAUAAAGAAAAUAAAGAAUUUACAAGAAAUCUCAAACUUUUUCCAAAACAACACGAAUUUAGUGAAAAUAACGAUGAGGUUAACGAAGAUAACGAUGAAAGCGAUGAAGAAAACGAAUUUGUUCCUACGAAAUUGUACGCACAGGUUAGAGAAAUCGAAAAUACGGAAUAUUUACCGGAAGACGAAGAUGAUGGAAGAUUGCGAGAAGCGAUUAAAGAAGCCAAAACGCAUACCGUUUAUACGGAGGAAGGUUACGAAGAUAGCGCUUACGAUCACGCCGGACACGAAAAAGAAGCGGCGAACGACGAAGGUUUCGAAGAUAUCGAAAGGGAAAAAAUCGAAAAAAACGAAAAUAGACCCGCUAAUCACAAAUACAAUCUUCAUUCGCCGCGAAUUACCACCGCGAAAUUUUCUAUCGGAAACGGCGUUUUAAGCGAUGAAGAAAUAGAAAGAUUAAAAGAAGAAAAACUUAAUAUAGAAGAUACGGAUACGGCCGGAAGUCAAUUCGAAGAAAUCACGACGCGAGAACCAAUAAAAGAAAACAAAAAUUUCAUCAGUACCAAAGAAACGAAAACUACGAUGACUAAAGAGAAAGAUAACGGAAAUACAGAAACGGAAUUUUCCGGUAGAAUAGAUACUGUAUUAAAACCGAAUAACGGUACUCACAAAUACGAAAAGGUUUAUCCAAAAGUUUACAAAACGAUCCAAAGAUCUAAAACAAUACCCGUAACGGAAAAUAUUCCGAAAACAGUUAAUUUUAGCGGUAUAUUCAUCGAAGAAAUUAUAUCGAGUACACCAACUCCACCGACCGAAGAUUUACCAGAAGAAAUACCAAUAACAACUCUUCCUACUACAGCUAUACCAAAACCAAAUCAAAACAAUGAUUUAGAAGUAUUCGAUGGUUUUUUGCAUUCGAAACAAAGAGUAAAAAGAUACGCGAACGAUUUCUCAAAUCUCGGAUUAAAUUCCGAAUUCGUUCCUUCGGUUAACCACGAAUUAGGUGAAGUAAAAAAAGACGACACAAAUAAUAUAAAAUUUCCUUAUUACGAUAAAUAUAAAGAGAAAGGUUUAAACGAAAAUUCGCCUCUUAGAUACGCGGAAAAUUUACAAAACAUUCCAAAAAAAACUGGUGAAAAUAUGAUUUUCUACGAACAAGCCGAACGUAAAGUAAAAUGUCCAGAAGUACGAGAAACCGUCGACGCUAUUCCAGAAAGAGUAUUAAAAGCCGAAAACAACGAUGAUGAAGAUGAAGAAGAUGACGAAAAAAAUAUACCAAAACCAAAAAAACCGGCCGAACAACCGAAAACACCUCGAUUAACAGGUUUGGGAGAUCAAAUUGAUUGUUUGAAAAUAAGAUACUUCGGAGAAAAUCCUCUGGAUAGUCCUAUUUUCAAAGAAGAUAGUAUACAACCGCCGGUGCCUAUUUUUGAUAUUUUAAAACGUGGCAACGACGAAAAUGGAAAUAAACAACGAAAUAUUGAUAAAGUUUCAAUAAAAAACGAUAUAAACGAUGAUAAUAUCGAACCGAACAAAUUAUUAACGACACCUAAAUAUACACCAACUUUAAAACCCAAACAUACACAUCGUCAAACAGAAUUACAAGAUUUUCUUCCCGAAGAAACUAAUAUAGAAAAGGGGACAAUCAUAUAUGAAAAAUCGGACGAAUUUGUAUCAGUAAUACCGAAUUCUACGAUAAGAGACGUUAAUAAAGGACGAGAAAAACCAUUUUUAAUUUUUGACGUGAACAAAUUCAUCCCGAAUCGAUCGAACGAUGAAAAACAAAUUUCCCGACAAUCUAAAUCUGUAACCGAUGAGAACGAAGAUCAAAAAGAAAUCCUUCCGCAAGCCGAGGAAUUGAGAAGAAGAAAAAUCAAAAGAAAACGACCGCCUUUUCAAAUAUUCGACAUAAACAAAUUCCUACCUACGACGCCUUUCCCAAUAUUCAACGAAAAAAUUCCAACAAAUACAGAAUUGAAAAGUGAAGUUUCUUACAAAGACGAAAUCAAACCAAACGAACAAUUGUACGUUUUAACAGACAUUUUGAAUAAUAUCAAAAAUUCUUCUCAACAACAAUCAGUAGAUGAUGCUGCGAUUCAAUCGUCCGAAUCUGUAUAUUUCAAUUUGAAUCCCAAACCUAGCCUCUAUUAUCCUGAUACUUAUCUGCAAGCGUACGAAAAUGACAAUUAUCGUCCUCAAAUUGGUACCACUACGAUAAGACCUGCGACGUUUAAAAGAAAAACGAAAAAACAACCAGUUAGACCAACAGUAGAUCCGGCUGUGGUAAAAGAAAGAGAAGAAAAACUUAAAUUGUAUUUAUCUCUUUUAGAAGCUAAGAAAAGACAAAAAAACUCCACUACUCCAGAUUACGGUAUAACAAUACCGGUUACAGAAAAUAUUAACGAUUAUAUCGAUAAAACUACUGAAGUAAUGGGUUUGAUGCCGCCUAGUACACGACGUUAUAAAACAAUUUCGCACCCUAAAAGAGAUAAUUCCCUUCAAAUAUCGAAUUCUAUUAUAAAAAAAAUGAAUAAAUACUACGUUAUAGGAUUGAAACCGCCUCCGAAACAAAAAGUUACUUCGUAUUCCGAUUUUAUCAAAAAUAAACGUAUGUCGGUUAGAAUUAAAAGGAGUACGUCUACGUACGCAUCGUUAUCUAGGAAUAAAGAAGAAGAAAAAAAAUCAGAAGUCGUCGAUAACGAAGAAGAUGAAAAACCGCAUCGAUCGAAAAGUUAUUAUUACGACGAAAAAACUGGUAAAAUCGUAUAUAUCACUACGGAGAAACCUGAAUCUCAAGAAGAAGAAGAAUAUGAAGAAAUUACAGAACAACCUUCAUCUACUUUAAAACCGUUACAAGAUCCUGUUUUCGUUACGGCUACACCUCCACCUGAAGGUAAAAGUUACGUAGAUUUCGUAAAUAAACUCCAUGACGAAUCCGGUUAUAAAAAUAUUCCAGAUCCAACUACUACUGAAAAAGGUGAAGAAAUUAACACAAUUUCCACUACUACUAAUAUUAUAGCGAAAACUGUAUCUACUACUCCACCUCCGUUUUUAAAUAUUUUGAAUAAAAUUAGACAAAACAGCGAUUACAAAGUAAUAGAAGAUAUUAAAACUACUACUACCACUACUACGGAAAAUUACGAAGAAAUUGUUAAUGAAGAAGAAAAUAUAAAAAAUUCUCCAGGCGGUUCUAUAAAUGAGCAUUACGAACAAUUAGGUAUAUUCGACGUAUCAGAUUUUAUUCCAAAAUUGAAAAAUUAUCUACCAAAAACUUCUUACGACACGAGUAAAUACAAAACUAUUUCUAGACCGACAUCUAAACCAAUAAAGGAAGAUGAAACAGAUUCCACCACUCAAAAAGAAUUUUUAAUCAUUACCGAAGAAACUGACAACGUUAAAGAACCAAGUAUAAUAAAAGAAAAUGAAGGAAUAACUAUACAAAGGAGACGGAUGAAGACAACUACUACUACUACUACACCUAUUCCAUCUUCUACGGAACCAGUAGCGAAUAAAUUAAGAAGAAGACGUCCGAUUAUUCAUCUUCACUCGGAUGAAGAUGAAAAAAAUGUAACGAAAAUAGUUAAAAGAAGAUCCGAUAAUACCGGAACUAAUGAAACUAAAAAUGUCGUCGAGAAUUACCGCAGGAAUAAAAAAGGAAAUAACAGAAAUACGGAAAAAUCUUCUAAUAACGCAACCGUCGAAAUUAUCGCAGAUUAUGAUACAGAUAAAAAACACGGUGGUAACUAUAGAAGUAUAGAAGAAGCUCCGAGUGAAAAUAAAGUUACCGAUAAUGAAAAAAUCGCAAAUAGAUCAGAUAAAUUGAUUUUACCGAAAGAAAAUGAAGAAACGACGACAAUGAAGAUGAAUUUGCCGAAGGAAUUUACUAAAAUUGAAGAUGAUUUAAUACCAAAUAGCAGGAAACAGUCAUCGAGAGGUAACAAGCAUAAACACGUUAAUGAAACUACUCCGUCUCGUUUAACUGACAUCGUUCCUAAACCCGAAUCUUUUUACAAAGAUCCAAAUUUAUCUAAAUCGGUGAAUACGUUGGAAAUUGAGGGAAAUGAAGAACCCGAAAAAAUGCUUAAAUUCGCUUCUAAAAACAAACCAAAUAUCGUAAAAGAUCCUAGCAAAAGAUUGUAUUAUUACGCCCCUAUUUAAAUAGAUUUUCGUAAAUAUUUAUAUUUUAUAUAUUUGUUUAAUAAAUAAAUUCAAGAAUC